This is a messenger RNA of Trematomus bernacchii (emerald rockcod), 2279 nucleotides long. It is a transcript of the gene phyhip, whose product is annotated as phytanoyl-CoA hydroxylase-interacting protein. The record is from RefSeq and is a predicted model, not a curated record. Gene Ontology annotation, cellular component: cytoplasm. The coding region runs from base 57 to 1064 and encodes 335 amino acids. The transcript has 5 exons. Lineage: Eukaryota; Metazoa; Chordata; Actinopteri; Perciformes; Nototheniidae. Gene Ontology annotation, molecular function: protein binding.
GAAAAGAAGAUUUCUCUUCUCCCAUCACUAAUUUGAGCCUCAUACAAAUAACAAAAAUGGACGCUCCUCUCGCAACCCCCUGCAAUAUCCAGAUUUGUGAGGUGACCUGUGACUCCUUCCGCAUCAUGUGGGACAUAACCCCCGAGGACAGUGCCAGGUCCACACACUUCUUCAUCGACCUCAGCCGCAAAGAGAGCCGGGACCCCAACCGCUUCAAACACAGGGAUGUGCCAACCAAGCUGGUGGCCAAGGCCGUGCCCCUCCCCAUGGCAGUGAGGGGGCACUGGUUCCUCAGCCCGCGGACAGAGUACUGUGUUGCUGUCCAAACUGCUGUCCGACAGCCGGACGGUGACUACCUGGUGUCCGAGUGGAGCCAGGUGGUGGAGUUCUGCACCGGGGACUACGCCAUGGAGCACCUUCAGCAGCUGCUCGACAAGGCCAAGGGCUCUGCAGGACGGCUGCUGAAGUUUUCUGUGUUUUAUCGCAACCAGCAUCCAGAAUACUUCGACUUUGUCAGAGGGGAAUGUGGAGGCCUGAUGCGUCCCGCCCUGAAAGACAUCAGUGGAAGUCAUGGAUCUCCUGUCAAUGGAAAACUGCAUGGAGUCUUUUUCAGCUGCAGCACAGAGUUUGAUACGGGCCUCCCUCCCAAAGACUCCCCGUACGGCCCGCAGCGUUUCCUGAUCCCAGCGGGACACCUGCUUAACCCCAACAUCUCCCUGUACUUUGCAGACUUCUACUGUAUGUACACAGCCUACCACUACGUAGUGCUGGUGCUGGCCCCUGUUGGCUCGGAGGGCGAUACCUUCUGUCGCUCCCGCCUCCCCAUGCUGGACUUGGCCUCCAACCCCUUCCUGACAUACACUGCCCCUCAGAGGCCGGGGGAGGAGCCUCUGUUCUGCCAUGCCAGCGACGUCAUCCUGGAGGUGAUUUUCACUGAUCCGGUGUCUUUGGAUCAGGGCCACGUGGAGCAGAUCCGAGGGCACCACCAGCUCAUGAGUCUGACCACAGCCAACGCCAAGAAAGACCCGAGCUGCAAAGUGUGCAACAUCAGUGUGGGGCGCUGAGAGCUGGGAGUGUGUGAAACUACAAGAUUGAAAGACACAGUGUUGCACCAGACAGAAAACGGUGAAAGCAUCAAGUGUAGGUCAGAACACAGUGGAAACAGCCCACCUCUCGGGGUGCGUGCAUGCUGCUGCCCCUCUUCCCCCCCGCCUGGUAUAGAAUAGUGAGUAUUAAAUAGAAGAUUUUUACAAUGUGAUUUGCAGAAUUUAAUGAUCACAGCUGGAAAUAUAGUCCAUUAACGGAUGAGUGGAAAACAGCUUGAGGAAUGAUGCUGGAAAGUAUCAGUUCUGCUUAUUUGAUCAAAGUUAUCUGUGCUCUCCCUUGUCUCUGUGGCAUUUUAUUAAUAUAUUUUUCUUCUUUUUAAUUUAAAUGUUUUCAUCAAGAUGUGUUGGAUUUCAUGUUUUGUUUUUCUGUACUUCUAGUUUGAUGUUAUUUCCCGUUUUAUCCGAACUUAAACAGUACAAAAGCUAAAAGCAUGCCCCUACACUAAAACAUUACAGAACUGAAGAAUAUUAGGGUAUAACAAAUCUUUUUGCAAUAUUUACCUCAUGCAAUACUCUAUAAGUCACUGCCAGAUGUUCUUUGUUUAAAGAAAAAAUGACUUAUUGCUAAAUGUCUAAUAUUAUUCCUACGUUGUAGCUUUAAUUCCAGUUGUCAGCAUCCCUUGCAAAUACUUGAACCACUCGGUUGAAGGCUGUUGUAGAGUUAUGAUUUGUUAAUUGGUACUCAGUGUCUAAAUGUUACACAAACUUUACUAUGAAACAAUAUGGUGCAAUGUGACAAUGAAAGCAGUGUGCUGGGAUUUUAGAAGGAUGGUAUUGGGGAAGAUGGUAUCACAUAGUUCCCUGGGAUCAGUCUCUGAUAGCAACCCUCUGCUCUGUAAACAGGGCUGAGCUAAGAUUAGCUCCCAUCCUGCUAUUGGGUUUCUGUUUGGCCCUGCCCAGUAAUCUCUGACCUACAUGGCAAUCCCAGAAAAUGUCCAAAGUGAAAGGGAUCCCGUCCCUGGUGCACAACAGUAACGCAUGCGUUGGUAAGUGGUCAGAAUGUAGGGCAUGUCAAGAGAGCGCGCACUGAAAAAUAAAAAGCUUAACCAUUGAAAGUGAAUGUGAAAGAAAAUCGAAUGCAAAGACCUGUUUCAAAGAGUUUUAUACAAAGCACUAACUAAGAUGUCUAAACAUUUCUGAAAAUGAAUUCAAAUGUAAUAAAAAAUAUCUUUA